GCCCUUCUCACAGUGAUCUGUUCCUGUCGCAAGGACUAAAAUGCAAUUGAUUUAGAUUGAUUAACAAUUCUAGGGUAAAUUGCAUAAAGGCUUUCUGUUUGUACCUCCCAACAUCAGGUGAGUCAUUUAAUCCGUUAGAAUGGUGAAAUGAGAUCCUAAAACAAAUAGGAAGUAAUUAACUGUAUAGCCCCACCCUCAAACUGCUUAGUGUGAGAACAUGGAUGACUUUGUUCCUUUUGCAAAAUUUAUAACUUCAGAAUUUUUCAAGUAAUUUCUUUUAAAGAGAUAUUUGUGCUCUUGGCUGUAUUGUGAAUUACUGAAAUAUUGAACAAAGCUGAAGGACUACACCUUUGAAGAUGGUUGGCCAAGAGCGAAGUUUGAAUUUUUAGUGUUCUCAGUGCAGGCAGCGUAGAGAUGCUAGUCUUCACAGGCUUCGUGGGGCUCAUAACCAUAAUCACACUGGGAGUCAUGAAUGUCCAAUAAUUCAGGAAACUCAAAAUGUAAGGUCUAUUCACGUUCACAUGAACAUGAAAAAAAUCCUCAAAAUUAAUGGUUAACCUAGAGGAAGCCACAUUACCAAAAAGCACAGUGACUAUGAUACAGGUCUUUGGUUACAGCCAACGUGUUUAUUGUUAAAAAAAAAAAAAAAGAUCCAGUGGGUAGCCUUAGAUUUAACUUUGACUCACCAACCUAUCUUAAUAGUUCAUUUCAGUGAUGGCUAGAAGUAGGCCUGAAUGUCUUCCCAGCAAGGAGAGAAAAUGUCUUUAUGAGGCUUCAUUUAAAUUCUGAUUAUUAAACUGAGGCUUUAAUUGGUGUUAAUGCCUUAUCUCUAAGACAUAAGAACUGGAAUUUUCCUGGGGCAGGAUAAGGAGUGGUACUUUUAGGACUAAUACAUUGAAAACUGAUUCAGCCUCUAGUAACUGAGCAGUUUUCAAUAGCAUGAUUAGUCAAAUUCAUUAUGACUUUUAACUUAUAAGAAGCUUUUGGGGUAGGUUGGAGUAUUUAUUACAUAUUUUACUGUUUAAUGUCUAACGUGGGCCUUUUAAUUUGUAAACACUUACUGAAAUGAUUGUGGGGCUGUGGAAAACAUUUACCUUUGAAGUAAGUUUUAAAAGACAGUCCACUUUUUAGCAUGUGUGUUGUGUCCAGCCUGUGGUUGUCUUAACUAAUAAAUGUGAUUUUUCUCCCCAUUCUCUCUUUUAUUUAUUUGCGUUUAGGCCUCUUGUGUUUCCUGAGUGUGGAAAACACACAUUACUGUUACCCAGCUUUGCAGUUAAUAUAAUUGCUUUCGGGCAAUACUGUUUUACUAGCUUUUUUUAAACUCUCACACCUUGUAUGAAAUGAAUUUCUGAACCUGCCCUACACUACCUUACGCUUGAUGAAUUUUAUCUGUUCCCAUAUUCUGCUAACUCAGUUGCUAAGCUGCUAUCCUCUUCAUAAACUGUCUCUUCGUGGUAGUCUACUGGAAUACAGUAGUUUGUUCCUUCCACCUGGGUUAACCUUCCAAGGUUUCCCUAGCUGUUAUAAGGAAAGCUGGAAGUAGAAAUCACGGGUUUGGGGAUCAACUAUCUUGCUCCAUCUGGGCUCUAGCACUUUUCCACUAUUUGGGCAGUUUUCUUAAGGGCUCCAAGUGUUAAAAUGGGGAUGUAAAGUCACAAGUCUAAUCCUGGAUCUUCUGUGAAGCAGGUCUUCACAAGUUACAUGUUUUGGAGGGUUUUUAGGUCUUCUGGUAGAACAACUUGAGUGGUUGGUUGACUGUGCUUCCACGUUAACCUGGAGAGUUUAAAUGUUGCUGGGCCCUUCUCAGCGGCUUGUUUUUUAAAUUUUUCAGGGGAGGCAGGUGCAGCUGGCCCAGGGCUUCCCUGUUAACACCAAUUUGUAAAGGCUCACGCGCACUCCCAGAAGAGGGCAGGCAGGAUGGCGGCAGCAUUUAACUAGGGAUGCACGGAAGGCCUGAGUCUCUAAGCUAUCAUUAAGGACUACAACUUUAAAAAUGGGGAACCAAGGUUUAUUUUCAUAAACAGUUAAGGCGAAGAAGAUGUAUUUAAGUGAUAAUUUGCAGAACACCACAAAGUGUUUAGAUGUCUCAUUUGCAACAAGGGGGGGGGGCGGUAAAGCGGAUUCAGUAGCAACAGCGAGAGAGUGAAAAGUAGAUGGGAAAGAUCUUUAUCGGUGUUAACCAUUAGAAGGAGCCAAACCUGACAGGUGAGAAGAGACGGGCCCGCGUUAUCCUCGAUGAGUGGGAUACGCCUGCCGGGACGCGGUGACGCACUUCCGUGGGUGGGGCCGGCCGCGCGCACGCUCACUUCCGCCGCGCCGGCGCAGGCGGCACUCCGGGAUCUUACGGUUCUAGCAGUUUUCUGGGAUCAGCCCGCUGAUACGAGACAGUACGGCUUAACUCCCGAGGGCUAUGCGCUCUGGUGCAGCCGUUAGGGCCUGCCAGAAAGUCUGCAGGUGCCUGUUGUCUGGGUUUGGGGGUCGAGUAGAUGGGAGGCAGCCGGAGAAGUUGAUGGAAGGGAGCGGCUCCUCCGUAGGGCCCUUGAGGUCGCACGCAGAGCUGCCCCGGGGGAGCGAGUCAGGAGAAGCCCCGGAGUCUGGCGGUGAGGGGAACGAGGCGCUGCUAGAGAUCUGUCAGAAAAGGCGUUUUUUCAGCGGCACCAAGCGACAGCUUAGCCGAGAUUCUCUUCUGAGCGGGUGCCACCCCGGCCUUGGCCCCUUGGGUAUAGAGUUGCGGAAGAACCUGGCGGCAGAAUGGUGGUCCUCGGUGGUGGUGUUCAGGGAGCAGGUCUUCCCGGUAGACGCCCUCCACCAGGAAUCAGGCCCUUCGCUGCCCGGGGACAGUGCCUUCAGGUUGGUUUCUGCAGAAACGCUACGCGAAAUCUUGCAAGACAAAGAGCUCAGUAAGGAACAGCUAGUAGCAUUUCUUGAGACCUUAUUAAAAACUUCUGGGAAACUACGGGAGAGCCUUCUUCACGGUGCCUUGGAGCACUAUCUUAAUUACCUGGAUCUGAUAAACAAGAGGCUGCCUUUUGGCCUUGCUCAGAUUGGAGUGUGUUUUCAUCCUGUUUCUGAUUGUAAGCAGACACCUGAUGGUAUUAAAAGAGUCGGUGAAAAGACUGAAGCUUCACUGGUAUGGUUUACUUCAGCAAGAACUGCAAGCCAGUGGCUUGAUUUCUGGUUACGUCAUCGACUCCUGUGGUGGAGAAAGUUUGCCGUGAGUCCAUCUAACUUCAGCAGCAGUGAUUGUCAGGAUGAAGCAGGCCGAAAAGGAAACAAACUUUACUACAGUUUUCCCUGGGGAAAGGAGCCAAUAGAAACCCUGUGGAAUCUAGGAGAUCAUGAACUUUUACACAUGUAUCCUGAAAAUGUGGCUCAAUUACACGGCCGAGAUGGACGGAAAAAUGUAGUUCCUUCUGUUUUAUCUAUAAAUGGAGAUCUAGACCGAGGCAUGCUGGCAUACCUCUACGAUUCUUUCCAGCUAACAGAGAAUCCCUUUACAAGAAAGAAGGAUCUUCAUAGAAAGGUUUGUCAAGGGCUGUUUAAUGAAUUACUAGAAAAUGGGAUUUCUGUGUGGCCUGGUUAUUUGGAAACUGUGCAGUCCUCAUUGGAACAACUUUAUUCAAAAUAUGAUGAAAUGAGUAUCCUCUUCACAGUGUUGAUCACUGAAGCUACUUUGGAGAAUGGAUUAAUACACCUGAGAAGUAGAGACACCACAAUGAAGGAAAUGAUGCAUAUAUCCAAAGGGCCUCAGGCUUCACAGGAGGAUUGCAUUCCUGGUCUCAGGUCAGCUGACUGCACUAACUGGCAGAGUGGAGCGUCUACACUGCAGUCAAGGAAGGAGGAAUUGAAACAUGCCUGAAGAAGCAGAGAGCGUGGACUUCUCUCUGAGAUAAGAUGAUUCAAACUAGAACAAGGGUUGAUAUCUAAAGUGACUGGAGAGAUGUAAACUUCCUUGAGAGUUUGCAAAAGACUGGUAAAGUGCAUCCCAACA
Messenger RNA from Hippopotamus amphibius kiboko, 3991 nucleotides. It is a transcript of the gene POLG2, whose product is annotated as DNA polymerase gamma 2, accessory subunit. The transcript is spliced from 9 exons. Gene Ontology annotation, biological process: mitochondrial DNA replication. Gene Ontology annotation, cellular component: cytoplasm; mitochondrion. NCBI's taxonomy places the organism in Eukaryota, Metazoa, Chordata, Mammalia, Artiodactyla, Hippopotamidae. The record is from RefSeq and is a predicted model, not a curated record. Bases 2411 to 3859 code for a protein of 482 amino acids.